AUGUUUGGGUUUAAAAAGUCCAAAGUGCGGAGGAAUAUUCGCAAGAGAGACGACAAUGCGGCAGAAGAAGAGCUAGUCGAUGACGCGCCAGUGAACAUUGUAAAGCGAUCAACAAAACAGACAAGCAAGCCCGCGACACCGCUCUCAGCGUCCACCGGAUUGAGCUUUGGCACAGAGGAUAAAUCGGAUUCUACACAGACACAGAAAAUCCGGGCCAGUCUUCAGCUAAACGAUGGUCUUGUUGGACAGACGGGCGCAAACGAGGCUGGAGCCAGAACGUAUUUGGCUGAGGACUUUGAAGCACUAAAGAGCGCAUCGGCAAAGCCUUUGGAUUUGAGCGAGGAGACAUGUGCAGACAAGGCGUAUCCAUUUGCUGACGAGGGGAUUCCUAACGCGCAGGAUAUCUUUUUGGCAAAAAAACUGCGCCGACAACGCCAGGCAGCAGCGGCGGCGGCGACAGAUCAGCAGGACGACGGCUUGGAUAUUGACCAGGACAGGUUUAGUGAAGGCGACGAUUUUAUAUCAUUGACCGACAACAUGGCGAGCUCCCGCGUGAACGACACAAACGAGACCAAGCUGGAUGAUCCGUUUGACGACGGGGCAGCUGAGGGCGAGGAUGAGCUGGACAUGGUGAUCAUAGACAAGACCGAGCGCAACGAGUUUAAUUUCACCGCGCGCAGGGCCAAAGAGCAAUCAAUCGAGCAGGCGCAGGAUGCGGACGAGCCGAGCGACUGGGAGAACGAGCAGCUGCGCAAUGCCGGUGUGUCCCUGCAUAUCGAGCCCCGUGUGAGCGGACUGCGUCUGCCCGAAGAUAACGGCGGGCUCGAGUUUGACGACUCGCUUCUGAGGCUUAUGCUCGAAGAGGACCGGAACCAGUUGAAGAUAGAACAGCACAGGCUGGAGAAGGCGCAGGCGAAUUUGCAAAGGUCGAGGGAUGCUGUAUUGGUGAUUCGCAAGGGAACUGAGGAGGCGCAAGCGCAGCUCACCUCUCAUUACGAGCUGAAGCUUAUAUUGAUUGAGCGCGGCGGCCAGUUUCUGCGCUGCUUGUCAAAGACGCAGGUGACGCACAUCAUUGCUUCUGGCCUGGCCAUGUCCAAGGAGAAAGAGUUUAGGAACUAUAAGGUUGUACGGCCAGAGUGGGUUGUGGACAGCUCAUCCUACGACGACAAUAUGAGACUGCUGGCUGAUACAGACUGGUCUAGGGGUGUUCUAGGAAGACCCCCCGUACAUUUGGGAAUUUCUGCCAACGACUCUGCAAUAAAUCGGGCGAUGGUAAUGUGGCCAGAAUACAUCCCGGUUAUUGACAGAUUCGAAGAAGGGCUUAACCGCGAGUGGGUGCGUAAGAAUUUGGCGACAGAGAAUGAUUUUAUACAGCGCUACUAUGCUAGCUCGCGUCUCCACCAUCUGUCAACGUGGAAGGUCGAGUUGAAGGACUAUGUUGCACAGCUGCGCCGGAAGCAAGACAGGCCCAGCAGGCUGAACCAAUGCGGCGGCUCGGCUAUUCCGCGCGACCGAAUAAUCAUGCACGUUGAUUUCGACUGCUUCUUUGUUCGGCAAGCCUGCUUUCACAUCCAUACCUCAGAGACAAACCAGUGGCAGUAUGUCACUCCCAGCAACACCACAGCAUGGACACAGAGGACGGCGAUGGACUGCUUACGCGGGAUGAUCAUGAGCCAGGGCCGGCAGCUGUGUCCGGCGCUGAUGACUAUUCCUUACCAGUUUGAGACGUACAAGCGGAUAUCUCAGACAUUUUACGAUAUUAUCAUUGCAAUUGCAGACGAAAUACAGGCGGUCAGUGUGGAUGAGGCGCUUUUGGAUGUUACCGAACGGUUCAUCGGCAUCGGCCCAAGCAUGCUACUUGCUAGAAUGGCUACAACCAGGGCCAAGCCUGAUGGCGUACACUCGCUCAAUACACAGUCAUUUUGCAACCUGAAUAUUAGUGUCCGCGAUCUUCCUGGCAUUGGACACAUGGUGGAGAGGAGUCUUGCCAGCAACGGGAUCAGCAGUGUAGCAGAGGUUAGAGCGACUGGGCUGCAAAGACUGCAGGAUAUUUGCGGAGAGAAGAUGGCAGUCACGCUGUUCAAUUUCAGCCGCGGCGUUGAUGAGGGAACGUUGGAGUCGGACAAACCACGGCAGGUUUUCGGCGCAGACAUUGGGUGGGGUGUUCGGUUUUCCAACCAAGCCGACGCCGACAACUUUAUAGCCAGGCUUGCCAGCGAAGUGUGUAGGACAAUGUCGGCAGCCAAGCGCACAGGCAGCUCGGUUACGCUCAAAAUAAAGAAGCGGCGCGAGGGAGAAGGGAAGCCAGCAAAAUUUCUGGGCCACGGCAUCUGUGAUAGCUUGUCAAAGUCGGCAGUGCUAUCGCGGAUGACCAACGAGCCGGAAAAGUGGCCAAUGUCCAUUGAUCCGCUUGACAUCCGGUCGGUGGGAACCCAGGUGUACAAGCUGAACUCGUUUGAUUCCAGUGGUGGGGGCGACAUUGGCAGUAUGUUGGCAAAAUCCAAGGCGAAAUUUAGUGAGGGCCCAAAUUCAGGCCAGCAUGCUUUUCAUGAUUUGCCGACGGCGUCGCAGCUGGAUACCAGCGUUCUGAGUGAGUUGCCAGACUCAAUACGGCAGGAGUUGGAGUCGUAUUAUCGGCAGACAACCCCGGGUGCCAGCAUUACCACAACGGCAGGCAGCAUAUCUGCUAUGGGCAUUGAAAAUACCCAGAAGCGGCAUCGGGAGUGGGAGACGAGGCAGACCACGCAAACUCACAUUCCAGCCGACUUCCAGUGGAUCAAAGGGGAAGCAGGCAACGUAAAUCUUCUUCAGGCGUUCAAAAGGGUAGAGACGCUGGACUUGGUUAUGCCGUCGCAGAUGGACACAAAUGUGUGGGAGAACCUCCCCAUGAGCAUUUGCCGCGAGCUGGCCCGCGAGUACAUCAAGACAAAACUCACAGUGAGCGAGAAAAUAACACCAAUGACAAACCACAAUUUGGCAGCUGCUGGUGCUAAAGCAACAGUGGUGACAGGCCCUAGUAUCGGAGCGACUCCCAUGUCUAUGCUUUACGGCGCAUCUGAUAUCAGUGACGUCCAUCGGCUUGUCGGCGCAUGGGUCGACUCCUCAAGUGCUGGACCGCUGGAAGAGGACAUUAAUGAGGUUGGUGACUAUAUAGAGGAGCUGGUCCAACACCGCGAUCUGAUGAAGGCAACAAAUCUAUGGCAAAUCGCUCUGAAAAUUGUGCUGGGCCGAGCAAACAAGAUGUGCGCUGACAUGUACGGUGCGUAUCUCGAUAUUUGA
This is a messenger RNA of Kickxella alabastrina, 3279 nucleotides long. RefSeq lists its product as uncharacterized. Gene Ontology annotation, cellular component: U2-type post-mRNA release spliceosomal complex; nucleus. Lineage: Eukaryota; Fungi; Kickxellomycota; Kickxellomycetes; Kickxellales; Kickxellaceae. The transcript has 8 exons. Gene Ontology annotation, molecular function: DNA-directed DNA polymerase activity; damaged DNA binding; deoxycytidyl transferase activity. The record is from RefSeq and is a predicted model, not a curated record. Gene Ontology annotation, biological process: spliceosomal complex disassembly; error-free translesion synthesis; error-prone translesion synthesis. Bases 1 to 3279 code for a protein of 1092 amino acids.